UACACUACUUUCGUUUUAUUCCGGAACUCCAUAGGUAGUGUGUUCGUUUAAUUUGCUUAUCUCAUUGAUCAGCUGUUGGUGUGUACGUCGUUUCUUCUACCUUUGUAUGGUGCUGGCCACUUCUGUCAUGCAUGAGAAGUUUAUCUUGAUGUUUAACUGGUAAAGUGGACAGAAAAACAGAUAUUUGUUGCAGCUAAUUUGUUUUAAGAUGGAUGAAGUAGACAGGAGAAAACUGACUUCUAAUAGAAGUUAUUUAGUGAAAAAUAUCUAUAAGACAAUGAAUGUGGUAGACAAACUAAUGGAGGAUCGUAUCAUAACAGAUGGAAUGAAACAGGACAUUGAGGCUGAGCGUACUAAUGAUGAUAGGAACAGGAGGCUGCUUGAUAUCAUUCCGAGGAGGGGACCACAAGCAUUCGAAGCAUUCCUCAAUGCCCUCGUUAAUACAGAUAAUGACUUUGCUGCAGAACAGUUAAGCCCUGGAGCAGGAUCAAUAUACAAAGUAUCGAUGACAUCUAGUGAGAAAGGAAUGGUUUCUCCCGAGGAAGAAAAGCCACAAAACCAACAUUCUGAGAUUAUCCUCCCUAAAAAAUGGCCAACUGAGCAAGACUGUGUGACAGAUUUUAUAGUUAAAAAGUGUAGUCAUUCAGAAGAGAGAAAGUGGCAAAGUGAUUAUUAUUACAAAAUGAGGAGUAAGCCUCGUGGACGGGUCUUAAUGUUUAAUAACUUUGUGGCUGUAGCUCACAGAGUAAAAGAGGAUGGGUCUUGGAAAGAAAAGCUUCAGAUGAGAGAGGGAACAGAAAAGGAUGAACAAAGUCUUCGGAGAUUAUUUGAACAGCUACAUUUUGAUGUAGAAGUAAAAAAAGAUAGAAAAGUUGAGCAAAUGAGAUCAGACAUAGCUGAGGAGAAAGCACAUCCUUUCCACAAGGAUGCUGAUUGCUUCAUUUUGGUUUUCCUGAGCCACGGUUCAACGGAAGGGAUCUAUGGAACAGAUGGAAAUGUUCUUACAACAGAUGAAGUGAAAAGCAGUUUUAAUAACAAGAACUUCGGCAGCAUGACCAACAAACCUAAACUGAUUUUUAUUCAGGCCUGCCGUGGAGAUAAAUAUGACAAGGGAGCUAACGUGGCUGACAAUAUGGCUAAAGAUAUGUCAGAUGCAAGGAAAUCAAUGUCUGCCUUGAAUCUCAAUGAUCCUAAACUGGAGAAUGUAGAUGAGGCUGACAGCAAGGUGGAGAAAUCACCAUCUAAUGCUGAUAUGUUUAUAGCUAACGCUACUACACAGGAUAAUGUUUCUUUUAGAAACACAAAGUUUGGAUCUUGGUUCAUCCAGGCCCUAGUGUAUAUCUUAAGGAACUACGCCUGUCAGACCGACCUCCUCGAUAUGCUCACUCUGGUGAACAAGCUAGUAUCCGAGGGCAGAGCCUUAGAUCGAGAUAGAAACAUUUCAGUGGCGGUUUCUGUGUUUGAAUCCACACUCAGGCACAAGUUACACUUCUUUCCAGGAUUGACCGAGGUUGUCACUCAUUCUCCACAAGAUUAACGCUCUGUUCAUCUGACAAAAAAGUGUCUGCGAGCUUGAAGUGUUAUAUAUAUUAGUUCAUCAUCCACCCAACACCUCUUCCAUUUCACUACUGUAAGAGCUUUGAUAAUAAGAUAUGGCCAGUUGCCACCAAUAAUUUUAAAGCUGUAUAUGUCACUUAAAUUGUUAACUAUAUUAUAGGUCAUGAUCUACAUUCAAGCUGACAAUGCAAGGGUCAAAUAUGUUUUUUAAAGCAUGACAUUUAUUCCUACAAUACUUAAGGUUUAGGUCAAUGAUAAAGAUAUACAUGUAGAUAAAAAAUGAAAUUAUCAAAACAA
Pecten maximus is the source of this 1854-nucleotide messenger RNA. RefSeq names its product caspase-2-like. NCBI's taxonomy places the organism in Eukaryota, Metazoa, Mollusca, Bivalvia, Pectinida, Pectinidae. Bases 209 to 1537 code for a protein of 442 amino acids. The transcript is spliced from 9 exons. Gene Ontology annotation, molecular function: cysteine-type endopeptidase activity. Gene Ontology annotation, biological process: regulation of apoptotic process; proteolysis. The record is from RefSeq and is a predicted model, not a curated record.